Molecule: messenger RNA, 3021 nt
Organism: Eruca vesicaria subsp. sativa (arugula)
Lineage: Eukaryota; Viridiplantae; Streptophyta; Magnoliopsida; Brassicales; Brassicaceae
Source: the annotation of a GenBank genome assembly
CAGGACAAAAGCAAUCUUCAAUCAAAUACUCUGUUCUUUUCCUUUCUUCCUGUAAUAGAAAAAGGAGAAACCUUUCCUCUCACCUGCAGUUACCAGAAGAAGCAACAACCACACUUUCUCUUUCUCUCUCUAAUUUACAGCCUUCACUACAAACGGUCACUUUACUUAUUAGAGCGAAACAGAGAGAAACAGAGAGAGAGAAACAGAGUAGAUUCAUAGAUGGAGUUUGAAUCGUUUCUUGUGUCCUUAGGGACAUCAGCAAUUAUCUUCAUCGUUCUCAUGCUCCUCUUCACCUGGCUCUCUCGUAGACCCGGUAACGUUUCGGUUUAUUACCCGAACCGGAUCCUUAAAGGUAUGGAUCCAUGGGAAGGCAGCUCCUUGACCCGUAACCCAUUUGCUUGGAUCCGUGAAGCUUUCACUUCCACCGAACAAGACGUUGUUAAGUUAUCCGGCGUUGAUACCGCCGUCUACUUCGUCUUCUUGAGCACUGUUUUGGGGAUAUUUGCUUUAUCAGCUCUUCUUCUCUUACCGAUUCUACUCCCUAUAGCCGCUACAGACAACAACUUAAAGACCUCAAGGAAACUCGCUGACACCACAAGUAAUGGAACCUUUAGCCAACUUGAUAAUCUCUCUAUGGCUAACGUCACUACAAAGAGUUCAAGGUUAUGGGCGUUCCUAGGAGCUGUUUACUGGGUAUCCGUAGUCACAUAUUUCAUGUUAUGGAAAGCUUAUAAACAUGUGGCUGCAUUGAGAGCUGAAGCACUGAUGUCUAGUGAAGAAGUAUUACCUGAGCAGUUCGCUAUUCUUGUUAGGGACAUACCUUCUCCACCUAACGGGGAGACACAGAAAGAGUUUGUGGAUUCUUACUUCAGAGAUAUCUACCCAGAGACAUUCUACAGAUCACUUGUUGUAACAGAAAACAGCAAGAUUAAUAAGAUAUGGGAAAACCUGGAAGGUUACAAGAAGAAGCUUGCGCGUGCAGAAGCAGUGUUUGCAGCCACUAGUAACCGACCAACGAACAAGACUGGCUUGCUUGGGCUGUUUGGAGAGCAAGUAGACAGCAUUGAGUAUUACACAAAGCUAAUCAACGAGUCAGUAACCAAACUAGAAGCAGAGCAGAGAACUGUUCUUGCUGAGAAGCAACAAACAGCAGCUGUUGUGUUCUUCACAGACCGAGUCACUGCUGCUUUAGCUGCUCAGUCUCUACACUGCCAAAUGGUUGAUAAAUGGACAGUGACUGAAGCUCCUGAGCCUCGCCAGCUCAUCUGGGAGAAUCUCAAGAUCAAGUUCUUCAGUAGAAUAGUCAGACAAUACUUGAUCUACUUCCUUGUUGCGAUAACCAUAUUGUUCUACAUGAUCCCUAUUACGUUUGUCUCUGCAAUCACCACUCUUGAGAAUCUCCAGAAGACUCUUCCCUUCUUAAAACCGAUUGUGGAGAUAGGUUUCAUAAGAACCGUCUUGGAGUCUUACCUUCCUCAGAUUGCACUCAUCAUCUUCUUGGCUAUGUUGCCUAAGUUCCUCAUGUUCCUCUCCAAGUCUGAGGGGAUUCCUUCGCAGAGCCAUACUAUUAGAGCUGCCUCCGGGAAGUACUUUUACUUCUCGGUCUUGAAUGUCUUCAUUGGUGUAACCCUUGCAGGGUCUCUGUUCGAUAAUUUGAAGGCUCUUGAGAAGAAACCAAACUCUAUUGUUACCGUUUUGGCUACUAGUCUCCCUAAGAACGCUACUUUCUUCCUGACCUACGUUGCUCUCAAGUUCUUUGUUGGUUAUGGCCUGGAGCUGUCUAGGAUCAUACCUUUGAUAAUAUUCCAUUUGAAAAGGAAGUAUCUAUGCAAAACUGAAGCAGAAGUCAAAGAAGCUUGGUACCCAGGAGACUUAAGCUACGCGACUAGGGUUCCCAGCGACAUGCUCAUCCUCACAAUCACCUUCUGCUACUCUGUAAUCGCUCCUCUAAUCCUCGUAUUCGGUGUCAUCUACUUCGGUUUAGGGUGGCUCAUCCUGAGGAAUCAGGCUCUGAAAGUGUAUGUUCCAUCUUACGAGAGCUACGGAAGGAUGUGGCCACAUAUUCACACUCGCAUACUAGCGGCAUUGUUUCUGUUCCAACUGGUUAUGUUUGGUUACUUGGGAGUCAAGCUAUUCAUUUGGGCGCCUCUCUUGAUUCCUCUCAUCUUCAUAUCUCUCAUAUUCGGCUACGUGUGCCGUCAGAAAUUCUACUCAGGGUUCGAACACACGGCUCUAGAGGUGGCUUGCCGUGAGCUGAAGCAGAGACCGGACCUCGAGGAGGUUUUCAGAGCGUACAUUCCGCAUAGCUUGAGCACUCACAAAGGAGAUGAUCACAAGUUUAAAGGAGCCAUGUCUCGUUAUCAAGACUACGCUGCAAUAUCAGCUGCUUAAGAUUUGAAUCCUUAUCUUUAAUUGUCUCGCAGAUUUGUUUUGUUUGUGUUUUUAGAAUUAUUGUGUGUGUGAUAUUAGGGUCUGUUUAGGAUUUUUCGUUUUUAUGUGUUCUUUGGUUGUUGUAACUUGUAACCAUGUAAGCUACGUUUUAUUUAUCAGUUUAAUCAGUCUUUGUUCAGAUGUUAAAUGUUUUCAUUGUUUAAGUUAGUUUCACCUGUUUGUGUUACAUUGUUACUUGUAUUGUUGAUCGUGUAACUAUCUAACACCUUACGGCUUAGUUGAUUGAGAAACAUAUAACGAGGACAAUGAUCCAAGAAAGUGCAACAUUUUCCUCAAAACCCUGUUUCUGCAUUUUAACAGUGAAAAAAAACUUAAAAAAUAAAAAGAAAGAAGAAGAAACAUUUCUUAAACAAUAUCAUACACAUGAGUUGUAGUCAUAGUUGUUCUGUUUUGGUUAUCUUCUCUCUGUUAGCGUUUAUCAUUGACGUAUAAAUGGGCCUCAAAUGGGAAGCCCAAAACAAACACUCACAAGAAUAAAUGGCCCACAAAUGAAGCCUAAACAAGAAAAGCUUCAGACACAAAAUCUGCGGUGUGAGAAGACACAACAGCCUUAUCCAGAGUUCAAACUAC